Drosophila eugracilis is the source of this 2485-nucleotide messenger RNA. RefSeq names its product ESF1 homolog. The record is from RefSeq and is a predicted model, not a curated record. Gene Ontology annotation, biological process: rRNA processing. Gene Ontology annotation, molecular function: RNA binding. Bases 85 to 2364 code for a protein of 759 amino acids. The transcript has a single exon. Gene Ontology annotation, cellular component: nucleus. NCBI's taxonomy places the organism in Eukaryota, Metazoa, Arthropoda, Insecta, Diptera, Drosophilidae.
UUGUUUCUUAAUAUCGACUAUCGAUAACUCGACCGUCGUGUCGCACGUGUUUACAUUUUUGUUGGCCAGUAAAUUAGUUUGAAUAUGGCUAAAAAGAAAGACAAGACCGGAAAACUAACUAAGGUGUCGAAGGGGGACGACUCGAUCUCGACAUCGACCCAGGCUGGAAAAGGAAACGGAACCACAUCUGCCGAAACCGAUCCAAAAGGUGGAAUCUGGCGUGAUGCGCGGUUUCAGCACCUUCUGGCCGAUCCUCGGUUUAAAGGAGUUCCUAAGGUGCAACGCAAGGUCCAGAUCGACAAGCGUUUUCAGGCUAUGUUUACGGACGAGAAAUUUAAGGUGAAAUACACUGUGGACAAAUACGGCCGCCCAGUAAGCACCAGCAAUGCCGAAGAUCUGAAAAAGUUCUACGAGCAGGACGAGAUUGAGAGUGACAGCGACGAAGUGCACGUAGAGCAGCAGGAGCGGCGGGCCGAGGAGCUGGCCAUCGCCAACCUGGAAGACCAGGAUUUAGUCUUGGGUAACGAUCCCCUAGACAGCGAUAGCUCAGAAGUGCAUCAAAAUCUGCGCGAGCGUCUUACCAAUCCGGACAUAGACUACGCCCGCGGUGAGGGCCGCCUCUUUACGGACUCUUCCUCAGAGGAAGACAGCGAGGAGGACGAAGAAGAGGGGCCGGAACUAAAAAUAGACCAUGUGUGGGGCGAGCUGGAUAACGACGCAGAGCACACCGAGGACAGCACCCGGCGCCUGGCCGUAUGCAACAUGGACUGGGACCGCAUCCGCGCGGAAGACCUAAUGGUCAUGCUAAGCUCAUUCCUACCGCCCGGCGGCAGCAUUCUUAGCGUAAAAAUCUACCCAUCGGAAUUCGGAAAGGCGCGCAUGGCCGAGGAAGAAGUUCAUGGUCCAAAAGAGCUGGUGGAGCGCAACGACGAGUCAGAAGAUGAUUGCGAUGAGAAGCUGGUGCGCCAGCAGGACAGCGAUGCGGAGGAGGGCCAGGACUACCACAUGGAAAAGCUACGUCAGUACCAACUGAACCGCCUGCGUUACUACUACGCCGUUGUAGAGUGCAACAGCAUUUCCACGGCGGACAAGGUGUACCAGGAGUGCGAUGGUAUCGAGUACGAAAGUUCUGCCACCCGCGUGGACCUUCGCUUUAUUCCGGACGACACCUCUUUUGAAGAAGAUACACCGUCCGAUGAAUGCUACGAGCUCCCUGAUGCCAGCAGCUAUAUGCCGCGUCAGUUCACCACGACGGCACUCCAGCAAGCUAAGGUGGAUCUUACCUGGGACGAGACUGCCUUAGACCGGCGUGAAUUAGGCAACAAGCUCUCCAGCGGCCAGGUGGACAAGCUCACAGACAAGGAGCUACGUAAAAUCGUUGCGUACAGCAGUGAGGAGGAUGAAUCCGAGGAGGAGGCUCUCCAACCGGAUCAGGCAGAUCCAGAGAAGAGAAGAGAAGAUAAUCCUAAGAUUCCCUCGAAAAAAGAACGUAUUGCCACCUACAAGAACCUGCUUGCCGACAUCCUUCAGCAGGAAAAGGAGCAGAAAUACGAGAUGGAAAUGUCCUGGAACACAGAACCCCAGCAGGAAGAAGAAAAGUCAGUUAAGUUAAGCCAAGCCAAGCUCACACCAAUCGAGAAGGUUAUUCAGAAACGCACCGAGAAAAACAAGCAGCGUAAAGAAAGUCGUCGCCAGCGGCAGAUCGCGGCCAGAGGAGGAGAUACCGGUGACGACAGUGAUGCCUCCAUAGUUCCAGAUGGUGUCGAUUUGAACGACGCUUACUUCGCGGAGGAGUUCGCAAAUGGUGACUAUGCGCCCCCAAAGACGAAGCAAAACAAGAAAAAGAAAAAACAGAGAGGAGAGGUUGAUAGUGGAGAGGAUGCCGAGGCGAAACAGCAGGAGAAGGAGUUGGAAUUACUGCUGGACGACGGCGACGGGCGCGAAGAAAAGCAGCAUUUUAGCUUGACCAAAAUCCUCCGGAAUGAAGAGAAGGAAGGUGGGUCAAAACGAAAACGUCGGCAGCAGUUAAAGAAAUCAAAGAAAAAGGCACAAGAGUCGGAAAAGCUGGACGAUGACUUCGAGGUGGACACAAACGAUAUACGCUUCAAGGCCGUCUACAAGUCCCACGAAUUCAACAUCGAUCCCACCCACCCGUAUUAUAAGGCAACCAAGGGUAUGCAGCAGAUCAUCGGUGAGAAACAAAAGCGCAGGAAGGAGCAGGUCGACGGUGACACUACUAACGAGGAUGUGGAUGGGGAUCACUCGGUGGCCCCCAAGCGAAGCAAGCAACAGCUGGAGCAAAACGCGUUGAUCAAAAGUCUGAAGCGCAAAAUUCACCAGCAACAGCAGGGCCAAAGGCUUUAGAGGACUAGUGUAUACUAUAGAAAACAAUCAUAAAUUACUGAAUUACUGUAUAAAUUGUUGACAUUUGCUAAAACUGUUUUGGGUAAAGUAGUAAAGCACAUGUACAUAUCGAGAGUUUAAA